Molecule: messenger RNA, 7206 nt
Organism: Lachnellula hyalina
Lineage: Eukaryota; Fungi; Ascomycota; Leotiomycetes; Helotiales; Lachnaceae
Gene: mpas
Product: Methylphloroacetophenone synthase
Exons: 4
Coding region: 1-7206 (2401 amino acids)
Biological process (GO): fatty acid biosynthetic process; secondary metabolite biosynthetic process
Molecular function (GO): fatty acid synthase activity; phosphopantetheine binding; 3-oxoacyl-[acyl-carrier-protein] synthase activity
Source: RefSeq, a predicted model, not a curated record
AUGUCUGACGCCCCUCCGCCAACAGUCAGCCUUGGAGACCUCCAUCUGCCACGCAUUCUCUGUUUGCACGGCGGCGGCGUCAACGCUGAAGCUUUUCGUUUGCAAUGUCGAGGCUUAUUCCGCUCCCUGAACGGCACAUUUAGACUUGUUUUUCCCGAUGCGCCCUACCUGUCCCCCGCUGAUCCUGGUGUCAUGCCCACCUAUGCCCACCUACAGCCGUUUCGGCGCUGGCUGCGUUGGGAGAUAGAGCAAGCAAACCCUGGCCCCGAAGCUAUCUGCGGCGAUAUCGACAGGGCUCUGCAUGAAGCAAUGAUCAGUGAUGAUGCGAUGGGGGCCACUGGUGGCUGGGCUGCCAUCAUGGGCUUCAGCCAGGGUGCUAAACUGGCUGCCAGUUUGCUGCUCCGCCAGCAGCUUCGUGCAGAGAAAAUUGGGAAAGACCAAGCGGGCUCUGACUUCAAGUUUGCCAUUCUUCUGGCUGGGCGCGCUCCUUUGGUCGCUCUUGAUGCGGAUCUGUCAGACUCGCUGGCCCUGGCCGAUGCGGAUGAGCUCACGACUGGUGCCUUUGCACAGGUUACCGGCUCUUUUCUGCAAGGGUCAGACCACGUUCUUCGCCUACCCACUCUGCAUGUUCAUGGAAAGAAAGAUCCUGGCCUUGCUAAUCAUCGUCGACUUCUUACCGACUUUUGUAAGGCGGGUACAACUCGCUUGGUAGAAUGGGAUGGGGAUCAUCGGGUAGUCAUCCAAGCAGCAGAUGUUGCAGCUGUUACAAAUGAGAUUUUGGCAUUGAGUAAACAGACCGGUGUGAUAUCUUUGCAAAUCUUUUUGAUAACAACCUCAGCAAUGGAAUUGUUCUUAUGUGGUCCUCAGGCUAGCCUUCCUUCUCCGAAGGAUUUGGGUCAACUCCGUCAAAUCCUACUGGGCCAGAAAUCUUUAUAUGCAUCACUGACGUUAACUUUAAACGACUUGCCUAACCUUCUUCGACAAUUGACUACUUUUGACGUCAAUUUGAAACGGGCCCCAUCGGCUGCAUCAAUCGACUGUCUUUUGCAAUGGCUAGAUUCAGGACAUUUAUCUCUACCUGUCGACGACCUCCCCAAUAUUGCUUCUUUGCCCUUCGCCGUCAUCUUACAAGUCGCUCUCUUUCUUCAGCACUUGGCGAAAAACAAUACAGGAUCUGAUUAUGGUCAGACGGUCCAAGCACUGCAGCAGUACGGCGUACAAGGCUUCUGUACAGGCUUUCUUACGGCUGCUGCUAUUGAUUUUUCUAGAAAUGAGGAACAGUUGGCCGAAUACACUGCUACCAGCUUACGUCUCGCUAUGUGCAUUGGUGUCUAUAUUGACCAGAACGCUUUAUAUGCCGAGCCUCCAAACCCAGUCUGUGCUCUGUCGGUUCGAUGGAAAGAAGGACAAUUUUCAAAACGUCAAGUUGAGGAUCUUUUGGCUGGUUAUGCACAUGCUUACAUCGCAUGCAUCACCGACGUCAGUUGCGUUACGGUCACUGCCCAAGCGAGUGACGAAAAGCAGCUGACUGAGGUGCUAAGAGAGGCUGGGCUUCGUGCUAAGAAGAUCAGUAUCAAUGGUCGUUUUCAUUCUGCUGCCGACCACAUCACUGCAGCUCAAACGCUGAGGAAGUUUACAAAAUCCGUCAAAGGUCUUCAAUACCCCGAAGCGUUCCAGCUUCAAGCCCCACUUCGAAGAAACGACACUGGUGAGCUCAUUACGGGAGGUGAUUCAGUUACUGAUAUUGCGUUACACGGCAUUCUACUCCACACGGCCGACUGGUAUACGACCGUGCGGAAAACCUUCGAUGCUUUCCCCACAGACCACCCAAGGGUGACCACAUUUGCGUUUGAAGGAGUUGUGCCCCUCAGUCUCUCGCAAAGAAACGAAACUAAUGAUCAUGUCAACAUUACUAAUGGGGCGAACGGUGUGAAUCGCGUCAAUGGCAUCAACGAGAAUCUGGAAGCUAAUUAUCCUCCGCAUUCCGUUGCGGUAGUUGGCAUGUCUUGUCGAUUCCCCGGCGCGGAUGAUGUUGAUAAAUUCUGGGAUCUUCUGGAGUCUGGAGUCUCGAUGGUUCGAGAGGUACCCUUAGAUCGAUUGAAUCUAAACAACCAUCGUUUGGCAGAUUAUGCGAAGACCAAGUUCUGGGGCAAUUUCAUCGAUGAUCCCGAGAGCUUCGAUCAUCGCUUCUUCAGGAAAUCUGCUCGAGAAGCAGUCUCCUGGGACCCCGAGAAAAGAAUUUUGCUAGAAGUUGUCUAUGAGGCCUUGGAGUCCGCUGGUCAUUUCGGACCAGCAGCCGCAAACCACCCAAAUGAUUAUGGUUGUUAUAUUGGCGCUGUUGGCAACAACUACUAUGACAAUGUCGCUUGCCAUCCACCAAACGCAUACUCAAUGUUAGGAACUUCGCGAGCGUUCUUUAGUGGCCGUAUUUCUCACCAAUUUGGCUUCACAGGGCCCGCAAUGACUAUUGAUACUGCAUGUUCUUCAUCACUAGUUGCAAUAAAUGCCGCUUGCCGAGCGAUUCAAUCUGGAGAGUGUUCACGAGCAGUUGCAGGUGGCACUAAUGUCUUUACCAGUCCUUUCGAUUACCAGAACCUGGCAGCUGCCGGAUUCUUGAGCUCGACAGGGGCAUGCAAGCCAUUUGAUGCCUCCGCCGAUGGCUAUUGUCGUGGGGAAGGUGUUGCAGCUGUCGUGCUGAAACCUCUUUCAGCGGCUAUUAAAGAGGGUGAUCAUGUUUUAGGUGUGAUCGUUGGAUCCGCUGUUAAUCAAAAUCAUAACGAUGCUCAUAUCACUGUUCCUUGCUCUUCAUCGCAAACCGCGGUUUACAACAAGGUACUUGGCAUUGCCAACUCUUCUUCAUCUAGCGUGACCUAUGUUGAGGCUCACGGUACUGGAUUCACAGGAACUCAGGUAGGGGACCCAAUCGAAUGCCAAAGUAUCCGCGAUGCCUUUGGAGGUUCCCACCGUAAAGAGAUGCUCCACUUUGGAUCCGUAAAGGGUCACAUUGGCCAUACAGAGGCAUCGGCAGGUGUGGCUGGCCUUAUCAAGAUCCUUCUCAUGAUGCAGCAUAACACUAUACUUGGGCAAGCAAGCUAUAGCAAUCUCAACCCCAAGAUACCCGCACUUGAGCCCGACAUGAUGGCUAUUCCGAGAAAGUCUCAGCCCUGGAAGACUUCCUCGAAAUUCGCUUGCAUUAACAGCUAUGGUGCAGCUGGAAGUAAUGCUGUCGUUGCGAUCCGUGAGGCCAUGCCUGUCUCUUCUACAACGUUUGCAAAGCGGCCGACAACUACAACAAAACAACCCUUCUUCAUGUCGGCUUCAUCAGAGGCUAGCUUGGUUACGUAUGCUAGAAAACUUCUGGCGUACGUAGAAGUACAGCGAACAUCUUCUGAGAAUACUUCCCACCUCCUUUCUGACAUUCUCUUCAACUUAACAGACAGAAGUAACCAUAAGUUGGCUUAUUCGGUUUCGAAAACCCUCAUUUAUUUGAAGGACCUCGAGGAGAUGCUUAGUAGUAUUGUCACAGGUUCUGAAACCCCAAUAAAAGAUGCCGGCUCCGGCCCACGUCCAGUUGUCCUAGUCUUCGGUGGCCAGGAGAAAGAUUUUGUCGGUCUCUCCAAGGAGGCCGUGGAUAACUCAGCGCUGUUUCGAUCUCAUCUGGAUACAUGCGACUUUGAAUUGCAAUCGCUUGGCCAUGGAAGUUUAUAUCCAGCCAUCUAUCAACGCGAGAGCAUUCAGAACCUGCCAACUCUCCACGCAGUUCUCUUCGCGGUUCAGUAUGCAUCUGCAAAGGCUUGGAUUGACAGUGGACUGCGUGUGAGCUCUAUCGUGGGACAUAGUUUUGGCCAAUUGACGGCAUUGUGUAUAUCUGGAUGUCUUUCUACACAGGAUGCAUUGAAACUUGUCGUUGGUCGAGCGGAGCUAAUCAACGUCUCUUGGGGUGAAGAGCGGGGAUCCAUGAUUUCUGUUCAAUCUGAUCAUGCAGUUGUUAAUAGUAUCCUCGAUACAAUUAACACUGAGUCGCCUGACAGCAAGCUAGAAAUUGCCUGCUUCAAUCACCCAACAAAUCAUGUUGUGGUAGGCACAACCAAGGCUGUCGAUAUUUUCGAAAGCCACAUUGCCGCCGAUAACAAACUUCAACAGAAUAUCCGAGUCAAACGACUGAAUGUUACACAUGGGUUUCAUUCUGCCUUGACUGAAGGCAUUCUACCGGGACUCGAGAGCCUUGCUAAUAGCGUGCAAUGGAACAAGCCAACAAUUUCCAUUGAACUAGCAACGGAAGAACAUAUUGCUCAGGAACUUGGCGCUUGGUUGAUUCCACAUCACAUACGAAAUCCGGUCUAUUUCUCCUCGGCCGUUCAAAGACUUGCCCAGAAGUUCCCAUCUUGCGUUUGGGUGGAAGCAGGUCAAGGAUCCUCUGUCAUGUCGUUGGUCAAAAAUUCCGUUAAGGGUGAAGGUCAGCCGCUCUACUGUCCGUCCUUUUUGAAUGGGCCCAACGCAAUUUCUUCUGUGGCGGAGACUGUCGUAGAGCUAUGGAAGACUGGCAUCCACGUUCAAUUCUGGCCCUAUCAUCGAAGUGAACGAAGUCAUUUCGAGUAUAAGAGCCUUCCCCCAUACCAAUUCGAGAAGACCAAGCACUGGCUUCCCUUUAUCAACCAAGCCGCUCCAGAGCCCGCCCCAACUGUGGCUCCUGCAACCCAAACUAUUAUUACGCAUGAAUUCAUCUCGUUCUUGGAAUUUUCAGACUCAAGUAAGAAGGAGGCCGUUUUCCUCGUCGACCCCGAGAGUGAGCGCUACAUGUAUUUGUUGAAUGGUCACAUUGCAUCCAACCAAGCUCUUGCGCCUGCGUCGCUGUACGUCGAGCUCCUUUCUCGCGCCGCCAUGAUCUUAACAAGCAAUGCGAGUUUUGACACACAUGUUAUUAACAUGAACUCCAUGCAAAUGAAAGGCGCACCCAUUGGUCUCGACUCAAAGAAGAACAUCUAUAUCAAGCUUACACGCAUCACCCCAGAUGUGGACUACUGGGGUUUCGAAUUCUCUAGCAAGUUAAAAGAAGGCGGCGAGGUUCAGAUUCAUGUAAUCGGCAAAGUAGGACUCGGCAAAAGGGACGAUCCUGCACUGGCUGAUACGAUCAUGCAAUGGAGUGCUUUGAUAGGGUAUAAGAAGUGUCUCUCUAUCAUGAACAAUGAAGACGGAGAAAAGAUGCAAGGUAGACACAUCUAUCAGGCGCUACAGAAACUAAUCUUCUUCGACGAAAUGUACCACGGCAUUAAGAGCAUCUCAUAUCAGGGCCAUGAAGCUGCAGGAAAAGUCGCGGCAACGUUAGAUCCUAAGCUUUCUCCCAAGGAGGCAUUAUAUGACACUCCGACCAUUGACGGCAUGAUGCAAUUCGCUGGUGUUCUCGUCAACUAUUUUGCACACCCUAGUGGGAAAGAUGUUCUCCUCUGCCAGGGUAUUAACCGUAUCGUCACUGGCGGUGCGUUUGAUAUUACUGCUGGAGAGUGGAUCGCAUACUCACUUCUAACUGAAGACACCGACGAGCGAACCGUCAGUGAUGUCUACAUCUUUGAUAAAAAGUCACAACAAGUCGUGAUUGCGUUCAUUGGAUUUGUCUUUACACGGACUUCGGUAUCGGUUUUGCAGCGAUCGCUCCGAAGUGUCAAUUCUGGCGGGUCUGGCGCUAACCCUACACCAGCACCCGCAGGAGUCGCCCCAAUACCAGUCGCAGUCACUGGGGUAUCUGCAGAACCUAGUAAAGCAUCGAAAGUUCUAGAGGUAUUCCAUAACGUUACAGAUAUCCCAAUGGAUGAAAUUGCUCUUGGCUCGACACUCGAAGAACUUGGCGUCGACUCUCUCUUGGUGACGGAGGUCUUGAACGAGAUACAAACCGCCUUCGGGCUUGAUAUUGAACUCAAUACAUUCUUGUUCUUUCCUAACGUCAAGGCUGUCUGCGAUUAUAUCGAUUCAGCACUAGGUCUGGGAAUCCAGGCUGAACCCCCUGCUUUAGCCGAAGCAAAAGUGAAAGAUGUUGCUGUUCGGAGCCUACCGACUAAAUCUCUUGAUGUUGACUCGAGACCAUCUUUACAGCACGCCCAGAAAGUAUUUGCUGAUUGCAAAGAUGCCUAUGAGAGGGCUGCCGUCGAGACCAAAGCUGUCGAAUUCUGGGAAAAGUGCUAUCCUCGGCAAGCGGCUCUCGUGCUCGCGUACGUUGUCGAGGCAUUUGCUAAAUUGGGCUGCAAUAUGGCUUCUAUCAAAGCUGGAAAUGCAGCUCCCAUGAUCCCUCAUUUGACCAACCACAAGCAACUCGUGCGCCAGCUUUACCGUGUGCUUGAAGAUGCCGGACUUAUCAUCGUUAACGACCAAGGCCAAUUUGUUCGCACAACAAAUCUCGUCGACCCUACACCCGCCGCGACCAUCUUCAAGCAGAUCAUUCCCGAGUUCCCCCUUCAUGCUAGCGUGCAUAGAAUUGUCCAGGUCGUUGGUUCGGAACUUGCAGAGUGCUUGACUGGCGAGAAGGAUGGUCUUCAGAUCGUCUUUGGCAAUAAAGAGAAUAAGAAGACCCUUGAUGACCUCUACGAAAACUGGCCUCUCGUACGCUCUGGCACGAUUGCGCUGGGCGAGUUCCUCGAGAAGGCCAUGGCAAAUCCCGACAAACCUGGUGUAUUUCGCAUCCUUGAAGUUGGUGCCGGCACAGGUGGUACGACCAAGUAUAUUGCCCGUCACUUGCAAAAGCUAGGCAUUCCAUUUGAGUAUGUCUUUACGGACUUGUCCCCAUCGCUGGUUGCAGCCGCCAAGCGAACAUUCAAGGAUUGUCCCGAGAUGGAAUUUGCGACGUUGGAUAUUGAGAAGGAUCCACCGGCAUCGUGGAUCGGUUCCUUCCACUUCAUCAUCUCAACAAAUUGUGUCCACGCGACUAGAAAUUUGACCACAUCGCUAACGUCGUUGCGCAAGCUGCUCCGCAAGGAUGGCGUUUUGACUCUAGUCGAGAUUACCCGGAACAUGUUCUGGUUGGACAUUGCGGUAGGACUGUUUGAAGGAUGGUGGUUAUUUGAAGAUGGCCGCGAGCAUGCCGUAACGCCUGAGUGGCUUUGGAAAGAACAUAUGCUUCGUGCGGGAUUUAAUGCUGUAGAUUGGACAGAUGGCGAAGAGCCCGAGGCGCGUACUAUUCGUGUCAUUGCUGGUUUUCCUACAAGCUCAAGUACUUGA